CCUCAGUAGUGUUCAACACCUGGGCGGCGUCACACCUCCACACCUCACAUCUUCACGCCAACACCUGUCUGCUCUUAUUGCCUCACUUGUCGCCUCCUGACACGUCUCUCACCCCACUACCCACUCUCAACAUCUGCCUACACUGGAGCUGUGAGGUUCGCACUACUGGUGUUCCACCACUUUCAUGGAACCCGGGAUGUUUACUUGUGGCAUCUUGUAUCAUACUACAGAUAUGCGAGAUACCAAAAGUGCCAUCUAGAAGCAAGCGACUGAUAGUGAAUUGCUGGAAGUGCCUGAGACAGUGUCCACGCCACCCUCCCCGGCUCCUGCAGUGAUCAGUUGAGGGUAGCGUCAUUGACUGGUCAGCUGCCUCCACAGCCUGGAAGCCAGGGUGGGCGUGGUGCCAGGACACACGUGUUUCACCACUAGUGACGAGGAACAAGUGAAAGUAAAUGUCCAACACAAAUUCGUGAGCCCAGGUCUCCCUCCUUCCCUCCCUCACCACUAUACUAGACUUUGGAUACUAAACUUGUACACUAGCAAGUUCUUUCUCUCGACCCCCCUCAACGGCUACCACACACACACACACACACACACACACACACACACACACACACACACACACACACACACACACACACACACACACACACACACACACACAUCUUCCUUGAAAAACUUUUGUUUUCUGACGACCUUUGAGUGUGAGGUACUUUACUGACUCGAGGAAUCAAGUGUAUGAGGCUGUGACUUGGACUCCAAGUUUCCCGGUGAGACACUCGGAACAUUUACAAGUGAGUGGUGUGGCUUUGACCAGCUACAGUACUGAAUUAUUGCUGAGUGUGGUACAGUAAGUCGUCUUAGCGGGAUCAACAGCCGAGAGAGCAACAAGACAGCAACGGAUACCAGUGACAAGAUGAAUGUAUUAUGAACCAUCUUCACGCUAAGUGCAGUGUGGUUGAAGGUUCCUGUUCUUCAUGUCUUGUGUUGCUGGUAAACUUUCUUGGCCGUCGCCACACAACCGCAGUCUCCGGACACAGAAAACGGCUCGACCGCCUUCGUUUACCCAUAACUAUAGUAUUUAACCUUGAUACCUAACCACACUAAAUAAUCCCGCCGUCAGGCAUCUCUUCUGACGCCUAGCCAGUGACGACAGCUUUUGUCCGAGGACUAUAGAAACGAGGCGUAGUCAUUGAUUACAGGGAUUAUAUGAAGGAAACGUGAGGUGAGGCAGUGUGUGUGGUGUUGGGAAGGUGAGAGGUUGUGUUUAAGGAUCAGGAGAGGUAGUGGUGGUGGUGGUGACACUGUGAAGCAUGUAUAACUCAGCAGUGGAAGAAUACGUUCCCUGGAAGCCUUGGUACCUCCACUACCCGCCCACUAACCAGGUUGAGGAUGUUAUCGACGAGAUUCUCAACCUGGAGGAGGGUCUGGACGCUGCUGACAGUCUCAAGACUUACGACCAUCAGGCUUCCACUGUGCCUCCUGCGCAGUUGAACAGUAGUGUGCCAGGCUCUAUAUGUGACCUGCUAGGACUCAAUGGCUACAUGGGCAAGACCUCCAACUCUUGCCCAUCAGAUGUUGCUCAGGUUAAGUCAGAGCCUCCUGUUAAUGACCAGCAGAUGGUCGCUUUCAUAAAGGAUCGACAAAAGAAAGAUAAUCAUAAUAUGAUUGAACGAAGAAGACGAUUUAAUAUUAAUGAUAGGAUAAAGGAGCUUGCUACACUUCUACCCAAAAGCAAUGAACCGUAUUUUGAGCUUGUUCGGGAUCUCCGACAUAACAAAGGACAGAUUCUGAAGGCCUCGGUUGAUUACAUACGAAGACUUAAACUUGAUAUAGAGUACAACAAAGAAGUUGAAGCUAAACGAAGAGCCCUAGAACAACAAAAUCGACAGCUUCAUUUAAGAAUACAGGAGUUGGAGACUAAGCUUCGAACAAAUGGCAUCAAGGUGGAGGAGACCAAUAUUGACCAGAGCCUCUUGCUGUCUACACUCAUCAAGUCUGAGGUGGUAAAUAACACUGGGGGUCAAAAUGAUAUGAAGAAGGUGAGGUGUAACUACAAUCUCACAGGAUCCCUGCUUGACGAGCUAUUGGAAGACUUCACAUCAGGAGGGUUCAACUUGGACUUGAUGGAUGAUGAUGGACCAGCUUUUACAAGUGAUCCUGUAUUUUCUUCACCCCAGGUCUCUUCGCCGAAUUCAUCUCAUCACUCAUUUGACGAUGCUCUUACACCAGACUCUAUGGAUAUUGUUGCGUGAUUGUAUACAAGUGAUGCUACCCAUGGAUUUAACUGUGAAUGCUGAAAUAUAGCAGAGUAAAAGUACAGGAUAUCCAAACAAUGUUUCAAAAUCAAAAUUAUAAACAGCAUUAAUUUAAGAAUAUGAAGUGUAUCCCUAAAUGUGUAAAACUCUAAUUAGAUCAUGUUUUGUACCUUCAUUAAUGAUGCACAUGUUAUAACUAUAAACUAAAUGGAGUAGAUAAGAAGAUUGCUAUUUAUUAAAGCAUUCAUCUGUAUAAUGCAAAUGAAAAUAUAUGACUUAUAAAAAAUAAUACAAAUAAAGCAUAAACAUUUUUAGAAAGCUAUAUAAAGUAAAGAUAAGUAAGGUUCUGUGUGUAUAUUAAUGCUUCACAUUUCUGACUCCUGCUAGGCCUAAAUGUCUGAAGUUUUCAUAACACAUACGUGCAGUUUCUCAAGUAGAAUGGCAUCUUCUCAAAGAAAAAUGUUUAGUACUGUUUGGGGCCUUGACAUCACAAGUCACUAGUAUAAAGAAUAUAAAAGAAUGAUCACUUUGCCUAUUUGGAGGUUUGAACUUGAAUCUUAGUUAAUUUGUGCUAAAAUAAAAAAGUAUGCAGUACUAAUUUUGGGUUUCAAAAUAUACAGCACUUCAUUUUUUACAGUUUUCCCUCUGUGGGUGUCUUUCAUCAAAAUAACAUAUAUAAUAUGCAAAACAACCACUGUGAAAGAGUACAGAAAUUCCAAGCGCUUUCGUGACUACUCACAUUUUCAAGGAGCAAUAAAAGUAAUGCAUCAAAGGAAGGCAUAUAAAGGGUCUAGACCACACCUCACUAUCACAUCCCACAACAAAGCAGGCCAGCGGGUCUGCUGCAGUAUUCUCUUUCUUAUGAGUCGCGUGUCAGGUGUUGCUUUGUUGUGGGAUGUGAUAGCGAGGUGUGGUCUAGACCCUUUAUAUGCCUUCCUUUGAUGCAUUACUUUUAUUGUUCCUUGAUAAUGUGAGUAGUCACGAAAGCGCUUGGAAUUUCUCUAUUCUUUCACAGUGGUUGUUUUACACACCAUGUCACCUGACACUCGCAGGAUACAGAUGACACCCUUUUCAGGGUUAUAACACAUUUUCUACCGUGUCACACGACACCCUUGUCUCUGCAUUAUAACACUGUGUCCACAUUACACCCUAUUCUCUGUGUAACUCUACACACCUCUACCGUGUUAUAGCACUCCUCCUCAUCUGUCACACGACACAAUCUCUCCGCGCUAUAACAUUCUCUUCUCUAUCACCCGCAUAGCGUCUUUCUCCUUAGAGGCCAAACUGGCAAAUCAUGCCGGUAAAAUCAGCCGGAGGCCAGCAAGGUCCAAUGAGGUCCGUAGAAAAGGCCAAUAAAACUGCGACCAGGGGCCCACAGGUAAUGAGUCCAGCACGGCCAACAGGCAACCAAGUCCUGAGGCCCAUGAUAACUGAAGCCAGCAGACUAAGCGAGGCCUGCAGGUAACUUAAGUCUGCAGGAUCUGAGUGACCAGUAAAACUACAGCCAGGAGGCCCUCAGUUGACUGAAGUCAGCAGUGAGUCAGUUGGUAUCAUGGUGUACUCCAUGAAGGAAUCUGGUGAACACUUGCAGUAAAGCCGGCUCAGCAGUCCCCAUGUUGAGUCUGAUGAUGUACCCGUGGUACUGCAAGCCGGCAAGUUAACAAUCUGACCACUAGUUUGGUAGGAGGCCACAACACUCACACAUGCCUGCUGUAUGUCCAAGCCCCUUGUACACAAAACCUCGCACCCCCUCCUCCCUCCACUACAGAUUUAUACACCAAAGUCAUCCUAUUUUACUCUGUCCUUUCUAAAUUACCUGGAGUUUACCUGGAGAGAGUUCCGGGGGUCAAUGCCCCCGCGGCCCGGUCUGUGACCAGGCCUCCUGGUGGAUCAGAACCUGAUCAACCAGGCUGUUACUGCUGGCUGCACGCAAUCCAACGUACGAGCCACAGUCCGGCUGGUCAGGUACCGACUUUAGGUGCUUGUCUAGUGCCAGCUUGAAGACUGCCAGGGGUCUAUUGGUAAUCCCCCUUAUGUAUGCUGGGAGGCAGUUGAACAGUCUCGGACCCCUGACACUUAUUGUAUUGUCUCUUAACGUGCUAGUGACACCCCUGCUUUUCAUUGGGGGGAUGUUGCAUCGUCUGCCAAGUCUUUUGCUUUCGUUGUGAGUGAUUUUCAUGUGCAAGUUUGGUAUUAGUCCCUCUAGGAUUUUCCAGGUGUAUAUAAUCAUUUAUCUAAAUGCACUAGAAGACAAAAAGAAUGCAGAUGUAAUAUAUACAGACUUUGCAAAAGCCUUCGACAAGUGUGACCAUGGCGUAAUAGCGCACAAAAUGCGUGCUAAAGGAAUAACAGGAAAAGUCGGUCGAUGGAUCUAUAAUUUCCUCACUAACAGAACACAGAGUAGUCGUCAACAGACUAAAGUCCGAGGCAGAUACGGUGAAAAGCUCUGUUCCACAAGGCACAGUACUCGCUCCCAUCUUGUUCCUCAUCCUCAUAUCCGACAUAGACAAGGAUGUCAGCCACAGCAUUGUGUCUUCCUUUGCAGAUGACACCCGAAUCUGCAUGACAGUGUCUUCCAUUGCAGACACUGCAAAGCUCCAGGCGGACAUCAACCAAAUCUUUCAGUGGGCUGCAGAAAACAAUAUGAAGUUCAACGAUGAGAAAUUUCAAUUACUCAGAUAUGGUAAACAUGAUGAAAUUAAAUCUUCAUCAGAGUACAAAACAAAUUCUGGCCACAAAAUAGAGCGAAACACCAACGUCAAAGACCUGGGAGUGAUCAUGUCGGAGGAUCUCACCUUCAAGGACCAUAACAUUGUAUCAAUCGCAUCUGCUAGAAAAAUGACAGGAUGGAUAAUGAGAACCUUCAAAACUAAGGAGGCCAAGCCCAUGAUGACAUUCUUCAGGUCACUUGUUCUAUCUAGGCUGGAAUAUUGCUGCACACUAACAGCACCUUUCAAGGCAGGUGAAAUUGCCGACCUAGAAAAUGUACAGAGAACUUUCACGGUGCGCAUAACGGAGAUAAAACACCUCAGUUACUGGGAGCGCUUGAGGUUCCUAAACCUGUAUUCCCUGGAACGCAGGAGGGAGAGAUACAUGAUUAUAUACACCUGGAAAAUCCUAGAGGGACUAGUACCGAACUUGCACAUGAAAAAUCACUCGCUACGAAAACAAAAGACUUGGUAGACGAAGCACCAUCCCCCCAAUGAAAAGCAGGGGUGUCACUAGCACGUUAAGAGACCAUACAAUAAGUGUCAGGGGCCCGAGACUGUUCAACUGCCUCCCAGCACACAUAAGGGGGAUUACCAACAGACCCCUGGCAGUCUUCAAGCUGGCACUGGACAAGCACCUAAAGUCAGUUCCUGAUCAGCCGGGCUGUGGCUCGUACGUUGGUUUGCGUGCAGCCAGCAGCAACAGCCUGGUUGAUCAGGCUCUGAUCCACCAGGAGGCCUGGUCACAGACCGGGCCGCGGGGGCGUUGACCCCCGGAACUCUCUCCAGGUAUCUCUCCCGCCUGCGUUCCAGGGAAUACAGGUUCAGGAACUUUAAGCGCUCUUAGUAAUUGAGGUGUUUUAUCUCCGUUAUGCGCGCUGUGAAGGUUCUCUGUACAUUUUCUAGGUCAGCAAUUUCACCUGCCUUGAAAGGUGCUGUUAGUGUGCAGCAAUAUUCCAGCCUAGAUAGAACAAGCGACCUGAAGAGUGUCAUCUUGGGCUUGGCAUCCCUAGUUUUGAAGGUUCUCAUUAUCCAUCCUGUCAUUUUUCUAGCAGCUGCAAACCUCCUCAACCCUCUGCAUAUUUUUAACUCCACACCACCUGACAUUAUCUCUACAAUAUGUCACCAUCCAGUGACAAGUACUGACUUUUUUCUUUAAACUGAAAAAUAGACGAAACAUCCCUAAAGAAUAUCUUGAAAUAUUUAAAUUUUAAAUGCAAUUUAGAGAGAAAAAAGUAUGUGCUUGUUUCCUCGCCUAGUUGUCUUUGCAGAGAUUGCUUGACAACUGUAUUUAACAUCACAUCAAACAUGAUACUUUUUUACUUAGUCAUACUAAUGUAGCACCCUCCUGGUGUUCUGCCAAGCAUUUUGCAAUUUCAGUGAUAUCCAAGUGUUUUACUUUAUAUUUUGUCUUGUGCUGUUCACAUUGUAUUAACUUUCCUAUCAUAGCUCUCAUUUCUACUUAAUCAUCCAUAGUUGCAGAGAAAACCCAUUCAUUGUAUACAUUUAUACUAGUUAUUGAAGGCAUAUUCAUGUCAUAGCCAGAACAUUACUAAGAUUCAUUUGGAAGUGCUGAACUCACAUGGGUUAUAUAGCACCUGGGAAUAAAAGGCAAUUGGUUUUGAUCUGAGAAAGGGAAGGAUAGCUUCAGCAACAUGGAUCGAGCCCGUCAUCAGCAACAGGGCAUCUGCCUCCAUUUACAAGGGGCAGUCAGAACAUGCAGUUCUAAAGAAAUGCUGUUCUCUGAUACUUAAUGUUAAAAUAGAAAUAUACUCAGAAUAAACUAAAGAUUUCUCGUGUGCCAUAUUGCUCUGUAUAUGGGGAAAAUUUAUUUGAUAUGGAAUGUGCAUAUAAGUGAGAAAACUGCAUACACAUUUUGGCUCAUCUUUAAGCUCUAAUAUAAAAUAAGCCUUCAGACAUUUUUUUCAGGUUUUCUAGGGAACUGCUGAAGUUACUUUAAUCUUAUGUUCCUCAUCAAAGAUUAGCUAAUGGGUACCUGAGCUUCAAUUUGUAUUGCAGUUUAUAUGGGCUUUAAUUAAAUUUUUAUGAAGUGAAAACUUUUGAAGUUGCUACUUCCAUAAUUCUACUAUAGUAAUUUGUCUAAUGCUCCACCUUCUAUUUAUUAGUUGCCAAACACAUGAUUGCAGCAAGUUAAUGCAAUGAGUAUCUUAUUUUCAAUGAAUUUUAUAUUUAUAAAAUGCAUUAUAGGUCCAUUUUAGAAAAGUCACAUCUAUACCACAAAUAUUUAAAGCCUGUAUUGUCAAUUCAUUACCACUAUAUGAUUGCUAUUGUUUUCACUGUACUAUAAAAUGAAGUGUAAUUGAUAUGGUUAUUAAAUGCAAAUUGAAAUUUUAGAAAACAAUACAGUAUUACAACUUCAUAGAUAUUGUAUGAACAAGUCAAUAAUGGUAUCCAAUAACUACAGUGUACAUGAUAAAUAGUUGUAAAAAAAAAAAUUAAAAACUGAUAUACGAUGCAUAAUUUUGAGUUUGAAAGAAAUUACUGUGCAGUACUCUAAAACUUCCUGUCAUAAAUAUUUUACGACUGAUAACGUACAUUAGAACAUGAACAAAAAUAAUGUAACUGCAUAUGUAUAAAUAAAAUAGUACACCCUAAACUGCAAAGUUAUUGGAAGCAGUACAUGUACAUUAAUCUCCAUGUAGUUUGCAUGAUGUAAGAAUGAAUGGUUACACAAGAUGUAUGUAUGAUACAUUGCUUAUGCAUUAUAAAAUCACCAGAUUCUUUCAUUAAGCAAAUAUAUAGAUGUAUAUAGUUUGUGAUUUUAGCUACAAUUUGAUUACUUUUUUAUGUAGUCAUAUUUUCAUCCUCAAAAGCUGUAAACAGUCUUGAGGAACUUCUGCCUUUGCAAAUUUCAUAACUGUUGACUAAAGGUGUUUGGUUUUACAGAGUUUAUUCACUACGUUUCAUUAGGAUAGCACACAAUUAAGAGAUUCACGACAGUCUCAGAAUAUUAAGCAGCAAUGGAACCAGCCUAACAUUUAAUUAAGAUGUUAUCCGAGAGUUGUUUUCUGACCGUUCUUAGCUUAAACUUAUUUGGGGAACUUUUUACAUGCCUUGUUUUGUCUUUAUUAAGUUUUUAUACUAUAAAAUUUUAUUUUAUAACCAAAAACUUAGUUCAUAGAAAAAUAUAAAGUACUCGUACUUGAUUCUCUAUUACAUUACAGAGUAUUCUUACAGUGUCUGGUGUGAAAAGUCAUUAACAUGUAUUUAACUUUAUACAUAAUGCUGUUUGAUCCUUUCAAAUUGCUUUUAAUUUUAUAUGCUUCAAGGCCAGCAGAUUCAUUUAUUGUAUUGUGGAACAAUACCCAAGCUACUGGCAUGGGAAAAUAUGUACAGCAGGAAUUUUGAAAUUGUACAAUAAAAUUAUUGCAUGAAACUGAGCUUUUAUGUAAACAAGUGUUCUCUCUCAACGAUCAUGGAGCCAAUUCUAUGAAAUCAGUGAUGCCUUAAUUUUUGUGUAUAUAAUGUUACCCACUAGUACUGAAUUAGUGUGUCAAGUGUUAAUACGAGCAACAAACAAAUGUCAACUAUGAUAAAGAAGCCACAGAAUUGAGAAGUUGUUUGCAUCAUUGUAUUUUUAAAUGAGCUGUAUUCAUGGACAUUACAAUGGUCUCACCCUGAAGACUAUUAAGAAAAGUGCAUUAUGAUCAAUUCUGUGUGGUGUAAUAACUUAGCUCUUAUGUCAGUGGUACUGUCACCACUUCAUGUUAUGCUGAAUUGGUGGUCUUUACCAUGUAUGAAAAGACAACUUUAAUAAAUUGUAUAUUUGAGUAA
Cherax quadricarinatus is the source of this 8761-nucleotide messenger RNA. NCBI's taxonomy places the organism in Eukaryota, Metazoa, Arthropoda, Malacostraca, Decapoda, Parastacidae. The record is from RefSeq and is a predicted model, not a curated record.